Molecule: messenger RNA, 2146 nt
Organism: Petromyzon marinus (sea lamprey)
Lineage: Eukaryota; Metazoa; Chordata; Hyperoartia; Petromyzontiformes; Petromyzontidae
Product: ATP-sensitive inward rectifier potassium channel 12-like
Biological process (GO): regulation of monoatomic ion transmembrane transport; potassium ion import across plasma membrane
Cellular component (GO): plasma membrane
Molecular function (GO): inward rectifier potassium channel activity
Source: RefSeq, a predicted model, not a curated record
AAGGCCGUUGCAUUCACGCGCUAGAAGGUUGCUCGUCUGUGUGGAGUGUAGUCGCACUGUGUGAGUGUGUGGGGUUUUUUUUAAUCUACAAAGCAAAGCUGCAGAUAAAUAACACUUCCCCAACCCACAGACCAAAAGAGACGAAACCCAAAUUUGGCGACGUUCACUCUGCAAGCGCGCGGAGAUCGAUCCCUGCAGCGGAGCCGGUAAACGCGCGCUCUUAACAAUCGCGUUUCUGUCGACGCGGGAAUUUGAACUCUGCUUUGGGAAGGCGGGGGGGGACACACCACCCUGGCAUCUACCGAGCCAAGCCGCUGCAACUUGUGCUGCUUCCGUCGGUAGCGAACCACGGAGGGGCGAAGCGACGCCACAGCAAUGUACGAUCGCAUGGUGAGGAGUUUGCGUCCAGAGAUGUACGGCGUCGUUCGCUCCGAGGCCGAGGAGGGCAUGGCACUGAAGGGCGUCUCCGCGCAGAACGGCCACCCGAGCGGCAAGAAGCUCUACCGGCGGCCCACGCCAGGGCGCAGCCGCUUCGUCAAGAAGACAGGGCAGUGCAACGUGCACUUCGUUAACGUGGACAACCGGCCGCGGCGCUUCCUCUCCGACAUCUUCACGACGUGCGUGGACGUGCGCUGGCGCUGGAUGUUCCUCAUCUUCUCGCUCGCCUUCGUGCUGUCCUGGCUGGGCUUCGGCCUCGGCUUCUGGCUGCUGGCGUGGCUGCACGGCGACACGGCGCGCCCCCGUGACUCCCCCGACGGCGAGCCGUGCGUCGCCAACGUGGACGGCUUCACGUCGGCGUUCCUCUUCUCGCUCGAGACGCAGACCACCAUCGGCUACGGCUACCGCUGCGUCACCGAGGAGUGCCCGGCCGCGGUGCUGCUCGUCGUGCUGCAGUCGGUCGCCGGCUGCAUCGUCGACUGCUUCGCCAUCGGCGCCAUCAUGACGAAGAUGGCACGCCCCAAGAAGCGGGCGCAGACGCUCGUGUUCAGCCGCCACGCCAUCGUGGCGAUGCGCGACGGCAAGCUGUGCCUGGCGUGGCGCGUGGGCAACCUGCGGCGCAGCCACCUGGUGGAGGCGCACGUGCGCGCCCAGCUCGUCCGGCCGCGCGUCACCGAGGAGGGCGAGUACAUCCCGCUCGACCAUCAGGACCUCAACGUGGGCUACGACCAGGGCCUCGACCGCAUCUUCCUGGUGUCGCCCGUGAUGAUCGUGCACGUGAUCGACGAGGACAGCCCGCUGUACGCGAUGAGCAAGCGCGACCUGGACGCGGAGGACUUCGAGAUCGUGGUGAUCCUCGAGGGCAUGGUGGAGGCGACCGCCAUGACGACUCAGGCGCGCACAUCCUACCUGUCCAGCGAGGUGCUGUGGGGCCACCGCUUCGAGCCCCUGCUCACCGAGGAGAAGGACAACUACCGCGUGGACUUCUCAAAGUUCCACGACACCUAUGAGGUGGCGACGCCACUCUGCAGCUCCAAGGACCUCGCCGAGAACAAAUACGUGGUGCCGUGCGGCGACUUCUCGUACGAGAACGAGCUGAACCUGGGCCGGGGUGGCGCGCCGGUGCCGGACGUCGCCGAGCAGAAGAGCCUCGUGCGGCCACUUGCCGGCCUGCACGAGGGGCGGCCGUCCCAGGCCACUGUCCCACUCGAUGAGGGCCAGCAGCGGCGAGAGUCGGAGAUUUGAGCGCGCAAUGCUCAGCGCGGUUCACUGUGGAAGGGCAACGCGACGAUGUCGGACGCUCGUUCGUCAAGGCCACCGCUCGCGGACUUGUCACCGCUGUCAGGUGGUGGGUGCGUCCCGUCGCACGAAGGGUGACCGACCCGCCGGGGGCCCCCCCCGACCCUCGUGGCCCGAGGCGGGAGUGUCGCGAGCCAAGUACUCCUGAGUCGGUCCCCGCAAAUGAAUUAUUGCGCACCUCUUUGCAGGACACGACGGAAUGGUUUGGUUUCAACAAAACACAAACAAAAAAAACUAAAUCGGGUCUGAAGUCAGGUCGCAGCUCGGCGAGGAGGUCGGGGCCAGACAGCUGAAUGGGACAGCCUUUGGGGAGGGGGGGGGGGGGCCUGUGCCUCGUCCUAUUGGUGCUGCCGUGGCUCGCCGUGUGCGGGCACUUUUAGUUGUCCUUGGAUGAAAAGGGGGGGGGGGG